Messenger RNA from Topomyia yanbarensis, 897 nucleotides. RefSeq lists its product as uncharacterized. The record is from RefSeq and is a predicted model, not a curated record. Lineage: Eukaryota; Metazoa; Arthropoda; Insecta; Diptera; Culicidae. The coding region runs from base 1 to 897 and encodes 298 amino acids. The transcript has 2 exons.
AUGAGUGCUUCAAAACGAGGAACCAACUGGACUACGCAGGAGGACGAGGCAUUAUGCGCUGCUUGGUUGAACACCUCGCAGGACGCUAGCAUCGGCAUUAACCAGCGCGCAAAAACGCUUUACGAUCGCGUGUUUGAUCGUUUUCUGGAGAUAUGCAGCGAAAAUCACGUUCCGGGUAAUCCAGAACUACGCGCCCCUAGCGGAAUAAAAGCUAGAUGGCAUCACAUUAGUAAAAUGGGAAGCAAGUUUGCAGGUUGUGUUGCCCAAAUCGAGAACCGUUGCCAAAGUGGGGCGUCUCCUGAGGAUUUUUUGAGACAAGCGAUUGCACUAUUUGCAACGACGGAGAAGACUCCAUUUACUUUAAUGCACUGCUACAGCAUACUGCAAAGUGCCCCGAAAUGGCAGCAGUAUCACACAGUAAAGAAAUCACCCACUCCAAAAAGGUUAGCUGCAGAAAUUGAUUUGGCCAGAGGCGAAACAGAUCUGCCAGAUCCAGUGCCUUCAUCUUCCGACCGUCCUAUCGGUCAAAAGGCCUGUAAAGCGCAAAGGUUGAGCCAAGGAUGCGCCUCCAAUCACGUCGGAAGUGAAAUAGCGAAAGCGGGGAAUAUGUUGGCUAUUGCUGCGAAGGAACGACUGAUGUACUGCAGGCAAAAGGCACUCGCCUUAAGCAGAAUGGCAAACCACGCCAUUAUGUCUGUGGAUAUUAAUGGUUUAAACGAAACAGCAAAAGAGUUUUACUUGCUGGAACAAAAAAGGAUCCUGAACGAAACCAAAGAGGCUUUCAAAAACGAACUGGAGCCUAGACCGGAGCCUCUAGACGAUGAUAGGGAGGAUGUAGAGAAUACUAUUGAAAAUAAUGAUGUUGUAGAUGAGUCUGAUUCUGAUGGAGAUUUUUAA